This is a messenger RNA of Tinamus guttatus (white-throated tinamou), 511 nucleotides long. Lineage: Eukaryota; Metazoa; Chordata; Aves; Tinamiformes; Tinamidae. The record is from RefSeq and is a predicted model, not a curated record.
GAGGAGCCGUUUGUCAUGGUGUCUGAAAACGUUCUGGGGAAACCGAAGAAAUACCAGGGCUUCUCAAUAGAUGUGUUGGAGGCUUUGGCCAAUUACCUUGGCUUUAAAUACGAAAUUUAUGUUGCACCAGAUCACAAGUAUGGAAGUCCUCAGGAUGAUGGAUCAUGGAAUGGACUGAUAGGAGAACUAGUAUUUAAGAGAGCUGACAUAGGGAUCUCUGCCUUAACCAUCACCCCCGAUCGGGAGAACGUGGUGGACUUCACGACGCGCUACAUGGACUACUCGGUGGGCGUGCUGCUCCGGAAGGCGGAGAAGACGGUGGACAUGUUUGCGUGCCUGGCGCCGUUCGACCUCUCCCUGUGGGCCUGCAUAGCUGGCACGGUGCUGCUGGUGGGGCUCCUGGUCUACCUCUUGAACUGGCUCAACCCUCCGCGCCUUCAGAUGGGAUCCAUGACCUCCACCACGCUCUACAACUCCAUGUGGUUCGUGUACGGAUCCUUUGUGCAACAAG